Penicillium brevicompactum is the source of this 3975-nucleotide messenger RNA. RefSeq names its product GTPase-activating protein BEM3. Gene Ontology annotation, biological process: signal transduction; regulation of GTPase activity. The record is from RefSeq and is a predicted model, not a curated record. Gene Ontology annotation, cellular component: cytoplasm. The transcript is spliced from 2 exons. Bases 1 to 3975 code for a protein of 1324 amino acids. NCBI's taxonomy places the organism in Eukaryota, Fungi, Ascomycota, Eurotiomycetes, Eurotiales, Aspergillaceae.
AUGUCGCAACUCCCGCGGCGAGGCAGUGAUGAAAGCUCGCCAACCUCUGUGAAGCAACCUUUUAUCAACGGCUUGAUCCCUCGGGAUUAUCUAGCCCGGUCAGAUCGCUCCAUGCCUGCUCCUGGCCGCCAUAUCACCCCGUCUCCAUUGCAUACGAGCUCCUUACCCCAGUCGCACCCAACCGACGGCUCGACACCAUCACAUAGUCCAUUGUCUCCAGGAUCGAGCGCCAACCCGUCCCCUGCUAAAACCCAGUCGCCAAUCGCUCGCGUGGCCCAUGCAACAUUCCCCGCGCCCCCCUACGGCACUGGUCAUAGCUUGUCGCAAUCACCAGAAAUGGUAGGCUCAGAACCAACCGAGAGCAACAACUCAUCCGGCGAGACAAAUUCCCCCAAGCCAUCCCGCGCGCCGGAGCCCGACCGAUCUGCCUCAUCCUCUGUGAGCUCGAUACACUCCAUGCCGGGAGAUCGCUCAACCCAUCGCGUCAUGCCUCGUACCUCCUCCAUUGAUUCGGCUAUCUCCUCCCUGUCUUCCGCCUCCCAGCGAUCAGCCUUCGAUGUCAACUCCUUGAGCCCCGCCGACAUCAGUAAUCUAAUCAACGCUGCUGGGUCGGCGGAGGCUGUCAUCGUCCACCUUUUGAAGGAAAAACAUCAAGCAGCCUCCCAGAACUCGCAAUUAUGGAAGCUCGUGGACAAACAAAGGACCCUCAUCCUCGGUCUGAACAAGGAUCUUGAGCGUUCUUUGCAGGAGAAGGAAAAAUACCGGAAGAAGCUCAAAGACCUGCAAGAGGCUCCACCGGCCGCUGCUGGGGUUGCUGGUAGAUCCGGCGAUGACAAGCAAGAGAGGGCGCAGAUGCCGAACAGACCAUCUAUAAUCCCCCCUUCGGAGCCAUCGCGGAGAGGGCCUGAUAGCACUGCCAGCCCGGUCUCUGCCACUGACUUCCCAUCCCCCGUCGGAGAAGACAGAAGCAGGUUCCCACAUCCAAGCCGCAAAGCGCCGCCUGCGCCGCUGAACCUGCGUCAGGCCGAGCCCAAGCCCACGGUGACAUCCGCAUCGGAUUCGGAUUCGGAUUAUGGCGAUGAAUCAGGCGGCCCCCCUAGCGUGGACCGUGGGAGGCGAAAGACGCGGGAGCAAGACGACCAAGACCGGGAGUUCACACUCCAGAAAGAGACCCGCAGCUCCCAAUCAGCAGCCAAAACAAGCACUUCUCAGGACUCGCGGGGUAUGGCGAGUACUGCUAGCCCGGAGACGGUUCCGCGUGAGCUCUCCUCCAGAUCCCCGCCGACUGUCGGUGGCUCCAAGUCCUUGGGCUCCAUGUUGCAUUCUCGACCUCCCCCUCCGUCAUCCUUCAAUGGGCGCUCGGUUGCCGCUAUGCCCAUGAGCCCGGGUCUUCCUCUGAGUCCGCGACCAGAAGAUCGGCCCAUGAAUUCUCCAAUGCCUCGCAUGCCGCGUGAGAUGCCUGGUGCUGCAGGCCCUGGCUUGCCUCUUUCUCCCAGGAUGGCUAAUAACCCCAUGGGUUUUGCACCUCCCCCCUCAACUGGAAGGCUUAAUGGCCCCAUUCCAUCCAUUGAUCCCAACGUCAUGAUAGACAGCCCGAAAUCUGCACACUUUGCAGAGAGCGGCAUAUACCAGGGACUGAUAUCGGAUGAGUACCCUGGGCUGCUUUUGUCACCCAACGCUCUUCCUUUGGUUCUAGUCAAGGUAUCGUCGUCGCGACUCCGACCUUCGAGAAACAGUUACAUGGUGUCCAAGCCGUUGGACGAGGAGCCAGUCUUUACCCUCAGCGUGAUUUCUCGAUCUGAGAUGUCAGAGCUAUGGCGAGUAGAGAAAAUUAUCGGGGCUCUACCCCAGCUGGACCAGAAAAUCAGACAGACAUCCUCGUUCGCUGGAAGGUUGCCCGACAGGAACAUCUUCAAUGGUCAUUCGCCCGCUAAGGUUGAUCUGAGGCGUGCCGCAUUAAACGCAUACUUUGACGGCCUUCUGGACACCCCAAUGGACGAGCAAGCCGCUAUGGCCAUCUGUCGAUUCCUGUCCAGUGAUGCCAUUGAGCCUCGGGAUGACGAGACCAACUUGCUGAAGGGCCUCGCACAAGCGAAACCUGAUGUCUCCCGUGGACCAGACGGAAAACCUCAAAAGCAAGGAUACUUGACUAAGCGAGGCAAAAGUUUUGGCGGGUGGAAAGAAAGAUACUUUGUGCUUGAUGGGCCUGAACUCAAGUACUUUGAAUCUCCUGGUGGUCAGCACAUGGGCACCAUCAGGCUUCACCACGCCCAGAUAGGAAAACAAUCCCCCAAAGCAGCUGAAAGUUCUUCGUCGCCUCCAGGAGGUGAGGACGAUGCUGAUAAUCAAUAUCGCCACGCAUUCUUGAUUCUAGAACCCAAGAAGAAGGAUUCUUCAGCACUUGUACGUCAUGUUUUAUGUUCUGAGAGCGAUGAUGAGCGUGAUACUUGGGUCGACGCUCUGAUGGAAUACGUUGAGAGUGCCUCUUCCGAAAAUGAAGGGCAUGGAAGCGUAUCCUCCAAAGGCCAAUCCCAGUCUCACGAGACGCAGAAACAGAACUCCACCGAGGCCAAGGCGAAACUGUUCGGCAGUGGAGGCAAGAAAUCUGGUCGGGGUGUCGAAAGUCCCGAUCAGGGCCUGGGAAGCUCAGUCCAGGGAUUUAGCUUUGAUGACGCAGUGCCAGCCGACCCCCCGACGAUCGGAUCUACUCUUGAGCAGGCACCUCGAUCCCCAAGGUUGCCGGGAUCCCUGUCAACCGAAUUCAGGGAAAUGAACACGUCCUCUCCUGAUCAGGGAAUGCACUCGCCCAGGUUGAUAUCCAGGCCCACCAACGGCGCGAUCAUCCAAGACGUGGAAGCUUGGGGCAACAAAGCAAAAACAUCCACCAAGGAGAAGAAACGAAGCAUUUGGGGUUUCCGCACCAGAUCCUCUUUCGAUCUUGCCACCCAGGCUCAGGCCAGUAGCGACACACUAGUCGCAACCCAAAAUGUCGAACGAACGGGGCCGGUCAGGCCCGUAUUUGGCAUACCCCUAGCGGAGGCUGUUCAAGACUGUGGACCGCCGGGCAUCGAUGUGGAGCUCCCAGCGGUGGUUUACCGGUGUAUCGAAUACCUUCAUGCCAAGGAAGCAGCUCUUGAAGAAGGAAUCUUCCGCUUGAGCGGCUCAAAUGUGGUCAUCAAAGCUUUGAAGGAAAGAUUCAACACCGAGGGUGAUGUUGAUUUCGUAUCUGGGGAUCAGUACUACGACAUUCAUGCUGUCGCCUCUCUGUUCAAGCAAUAUCUCCGAGAGCUUCCCACUACAGUGUUGACUCGAGAACUUCACUUGGACUUCCUUCGCGUUCUUGAACUUGACGAUCGCCAAAAGAAGGUUGCUGCCUUCAACUCUCUCGUGCACAAGCUGCCCAGCCCUAACUUGGCAUUGCUACGGGCUCUUUCGCAGUUCCUGAUCGAGAUUGUCAACAACUCGGACGUGAACAAAAUGACUGUCAGAAACGUGGGCAUCGUGUUCGCCCCGACUCUCAAUAUCCCAGCGCCUGUCUUUUCCAUGUUCCUCACGGACUAUGACAGCAUCUUUGGUGAAACCGACAAGAGCUUUGCGACUACAUCGAACGAAUUGACAGUUGACAACUCUCUGUCGGCCGAUGAUAUUCGGUCCCCGCGCCACCAAAUGUUCUCCGACAUUCCUACACCUUCCUACCACCAAACCUCGUUCCGGACUCCUGCUGGGGGCAAUGGCCCGUCUGACGGCCCCAGGACACCCUACAACACUGGCUUUAUCCCGAUGCAGCCCAGUUAUGACCAGCCGACUUCCAGACACGACCAACACAAUCAAUCUUCCAGUGCCUCUGCUCAAUAUUCUUCUUUGAACGGCAUGCUGUUGCCCAACAAUUCCGAGGAUACUCGGUCCGCGAAGACAAAGCGACGAGAGAGUUCAAUGCUCUUUAUGGAUGAUCCUUCUUUCUACCAGGGCAACUAA